UCGCGAUAGUCUUGGCAUUCUCGCACCCGGAGGCACAAGCAACGCCGGAGCACAGCCACCAACGUCUCUCACUUCUCUUGCUUAUCCAACUCAACUUCAAUUCAAUCCCAUUACAUACACGUCAAUCAGAAGCACUCGGUAACAAGAUGCAGCGCCGUAUGCUCACCAAAGACGAAGAGGCCUCAGCCCAAAGUGAGGACCUGGAGGUGCGCCGCGAGGAUCAAGAGAAGAUCAACAAAUUCAGUUCUCUGCAUCAGAAAGAAGAGCUCCUAGAAGAAGAGCUGAGGGCAAAGAUUAAGGAGAAGGAAGACCUGGAGGAGAUCUCAGGCGAACUCGAACUGGUUGAUGAAGAGGAGAAAGUACCAUACAAAGUCGGGGAUUGCUUCGUCUCAUUACCCCAACCGCAGGUCCUUGAGCUUCUGGGCUCAUCAACAGAGACCAUUGACAGUGAGGUAGAAGCUCUCAAGGCCAAGCUGGAGGGUAUCCAAGAAGAGAUGGGAGAGCUGAAGAAGGCGCUCUAUGGCCGCUUUGGACGCAGCAUCAACCUCGAGACGUAGGCAAUGCAUAUGCUAUAGACUUGCAGCAUUGGUUCGUCGACGGGCACGCAUGCAACAGCAAUCGAAAUGCAAUGAAAGUUCCAGUUCGCAAUCGCAAUCGCAUUCCGAGACGAGUCGAAUUCCGAAUCGGCGUUCAUGAAUUCCUAAUGUAUACCGUCGGACUACACUAACG
Alternaria rosae is the source of this 729-nucleotide messenger RNA. RefSeq names its product Prefoldin subunit-domain-containing protein. NCBI's taxonomy places the organism in Eukaryota, Fungi, Ascomycota, Dothideomycetes, Pleosporales, Pleosporaceae. The coding region runs from base 147 to 557 and encodes 136 amino acids. Gene Ontology annotation, cellular component: prefoldin complex; cytoplasm. The transcript has 4 exons. Gene Ontology annotation, biological process: protein folding. The record is from RefSeq and is a predicted model, not a curated record.